GCCACCUCCAGUCAUUUGCUUAUAUGGCAGGCGGGAGGUGGAACUUGUCAUUAUGGAAGAUUAGGAAACUGGCAAUAAUUAAGACCAGCUCUGAGCUGACAUGCAGACAGGGGCGGACUGACAACUCAUGGGGCCCCCGGGCAAUAGGGGAUCAUGGGGCCCCUGUGUCCUUGCCCAAACUCAAAAAAGCCUAUGAAACAGGUACCAGGGGCAUCUCAUGGGGCCCCCUACUGACCCCGGACCCUCAGGCAGUGCCCGAGUUUCCAAAUGGUCAGUCCGCCCCUGGAUGC
Staurois parvus is the source of this 290-nucleotide messenger RNA. The record is from the annotation of a GenBank genome assembly. NCBI's taxonomy places the organism in Eukaryota, Metazoa, Chordata, Amphibia, Anura, Ranidae.